AUGGCGGAUGAUUGCCGCUACGUGUGUCUGGACUGUCCAACAUCAUUCCAUUCACUACAGCUUCUCCUCGACCACGGCACCGCCACACACAACAAGGACGCGGCCGCCAAACAGGACACCCUGGAGAUGAAGCUCGACCUGAAAGAGGAGCUCGACGCCGAGAUAGAGGACGACGAUGACGAGAUGGACACCAGUAUACCAAAUACACCGUCACCCACCGGAACUGAGAACAGCGGCUCAAUGUUGGAGGACGGGGGAACGCCGACGCUGAUCAACAAGAAUCAGUGCCGAUUCUGCGGCCAUAUCUUUGACGAUCAAUCAGAGUUGAGCGCCCACUACACGUCAGCACACGCCGACCGGAAGCACUAUUCAUGCCCACAGUGCCCGGCCGUAUUCGCCGUGAAGCGGGAGCUAGCUACGCAUAGCCGGACACAUCAGGGAGCUACGCCGUUCACGUGCGAGGAAUGCGGCAAAGAAUUUGGCACCCGACAACUCUUGAAAAAGCACUGCAUGUGGCAUUCGGGCAAACGCAACCACGUCUGUCCCCAAUGUAACAGCGCGUUUUUCCAGAAAGGUCACCUCACCCAACAUCUGAUGAUCCACCGCGGCAGUCGCCCCCACGUCUGCUCCCUUUGCCAGAAGACGUUCAUCUUCAAGUUUGACCUGAAUCGCCACAUGAAGAUCCACGCCGAGAAGGGGCUGCCGUGUCCAAAUUGUCCACAGGCAUUCGCCAGGCACAAGCAGUUGCACGACCACAUGAUCAAGUGCAAGUCGAUGUUGCAUGAAGCUUCCCCAGCCGCUCCGUCGACACCUCUACCAAACAAUGAACGUCGCGCCUCCAUGCCGAUCCUAUCGACGAUCCAGCAGUCCCUGCCCGCUCCGAGACCCGUGCUCCCCUUCCACCCCUCCUCCAUCAACCUUUCCUCAUUUUCGCCGGAAGAAAUUACAAGGGCUGACCCGCUCCGACAACCCCUGUCCGUCGUCGCCCCCUCACCUCAACGUGACGAAGAAGAGCCCGCCACCCCGUCGAUCAGCGACUCGGCCACGAGUUCGAGCUGUCCGUCCAGCCCGCAGAAGACGUCGCCCAUCCUCCAGUCACGCUCCCGGUCGACGACACCUGCCAUGCAUCUGGUCGUUGAUGGAGGAGUGGAGAACAAAUGCUGCUCCGACUGUGAGCGUGAGCGUGCCCGAGCCCGAGCCCUCGAGUGCGAGAUGGGCGUCGAGCGGGAGCGUCUCCGGCAGGCGCGUCGUGCUCUAGAAGUUGUGGGCGAGGUUGUACAUGAGGUGGUCGGCCAAUCGGUCCUGUGCUCCCCGUUCGAUCCGUCGUUCGCGUUGAGGACCCGCCACGCGUUCCAGCAAAUCCACCAGGCCCUGCACAAUGCCACGCAGUGC
Molecule: messenger RNA, 1392 nt
Organism: Mesorhabditis spiculigera
Lineage: Eukaryota; Metazoa; Nematoda; Chromadorea; Rhabditida; Rhabditidae
Source: the annotation of a GenBank genome assembly